This is a messenger RNA of Aureobasidium musti, 687 nucleotides long. The record is from the annotation of a GenBank genome assembly. NCBI's taxonomy places the organism in Eukaryota, Fungi, Ascomycota, Dothideomycetes, Dothideales, Saccotheciaceae.
AUGCAAUCCUCACCACCGAAAGCUGAACCAGCAAUGGCAUCUUCUUCACAAAGCACGACCAGAGAUCCCCUCACCCUCCUCAAAUACAUAGAAUCCGAGAUUUCCUCCCUGUACACAUCCGCAUCAGCGAAACCCACAGACGAGACGCCUCCACAUCUCGCUCGAUCCAAGUAUCUGGACAUCCACACAGCGAUUCACGACUUCGACCUCGCAACAAAGAAGCGAGACUCUGCCAUCAGCGGCGAAUAUCUCUACCACUGGCUAGGCUCCCAGAUGAGAGACUACUGCACAAGCAUGCGAGGUUAUAUAUUUCGCGAUCAACACGAUGACAAUGAUGCGUCCUCUUCGCGUAACUUGUUGACCGCGUACCUGUCUUGUUACCGCAAAUUUGGAAGAUUGGCAAUCUUGGUGGCGAACUUGAUGCAAUGUUGGGAAAGACACUGGCUGCGCAGGGCGAAGGAUGAGAAGAAGAUAAGUGUUGGCUCUAUAGAGGAGUUGCAUAAACUUGUGUGGAGACAAGAGGUGCUAGAGAGUAUUGCGCGAGAUUCGGUGUCGAAGAAGGUGUUGGAGGAGUUACAUACUGCAAUGGAGGUGUUGGAGGAAACACGAUACGGGACGAGAGAGGGGGAUUUGAGGAUUGUCAAGGAUGUUGUGCAAUCUCUGUCUUGUCUUUACAAUCGAGAGUAA